UAAAAUUCACGCGACAAGAAUUACUGAAUUCCCACGAGGUCUUCGAAAGAAUUAAAAGGGAACAGGUUAAAAGUGAAUAUAAUUGUAUUAUAAUUUUAAUUAGAAAAGUGCCAUGAAAGUAAAAAAUAGUUUACGAAAAAAUCCUUUAAGUCGACCUAAAAAGAAGGUUGACGAGACAAGCGAUGAAAGCCAAGAUGAACGAGACAUCUCGACAAGCAAAACAUCAAAGGUUUUGCUGCCUUCUGAUGAUAAUUUCAAUCAUAUUAAAUGCAAAGCUGUGAGGUAUAAAAAAUGCCAACAACUAAUAAAGGAGAAAUUGAAGGCGAAAAAAAAGGCCAAAAAGGCGAGGAUACAAGAAGGUGCUCCAAAACAAGUACCACACACCAUAGAGAGCUUACGGGAGAAGGAUGAGACUAUGAUUGUAUCUAAUGAUCUGAAUGAUGAGGCGAAUCAAGAACUUAAAAUUGAAUGUGAACAUGACGAAUUUGCUGCCUACUAUAGACAGGAUUAUGAGCCCAAGGUUCUCAUUACAUAUGCCGACAAUCCAAAUAGAAAGACGAGGAUAUUUGGCAGAGAGCUGACAAGGAUAAUACCAAAUUCUCUCUCGCUGUACAGGAAUCGUUCUGGUGUUAAGAAGAUAGUAAAAAGCGCUAUUGCCAGGAAUUUUACAGAUAUAGUAAUUGUUAACGAAGAUCAAUGCAAACCAAAUGGAAUGUUAGUCAUUCAUCUGCCAGAUGGCCCUACUGCGCAUUUUAAGCUCAGUAAUGUCAAAAUAACGACAGAAUUGAAGCGUAGCCACAAGGAAAUCACAGAACAUAGGCCAGAAGUUAUUUUAAAUAACUUUACCACACGUUUAGGAUUCACUAUUGGUAGAAUGCUGGGAGCAUUGUUUCAUUAUCAGCCAGAAUUUAAAGGAAGAAGAGCUGUGACAUUUCAUAAUCAAAGGGAUUAUAUAUUUUUCAGACAUCAUAGGUACGAAUUUAAUCUCAAGACGGGUAAACCGAGAUUACGAGAAUUGGGUCCACGAUUUACUUUAAAAUUGAGAUCUUUACAACACGGAACGUUUGAUAGUAAAUACGGCGAUUACGAGUGGAUUAUACAAGGUCGCAGACAUGAUAUGGAGACAAGCAGAAGAAAAUUCUUCUUAUAAACUUUUUGUAUGUUGAAAUUAUUGGAAAGGAAAAUGUUUUGUCCAAAAAAUCGAUUAUAUGUGAAACAAAUAAACUUUAAUAAUUUUUCUUUUUAUAUAAAAAUAUGAAUAUAUAUAUACCAAAAAUAACAUUAUGAAAAUAAAAUCUAAUUGGUCAAAAAAUCUUUAAUUAUAUAUCAUUUUUUUGUUGUCUUUUGAAUGAUUGUACUGCUUGGCAACUCGCGUUUUAAGGCGAUCGUGAAAUAUAUUUAUUAUUACAAUCGUAACAUAUAUUAUAGAAUUUGUUUCAAAAAAGACAAUGAUAAAAUAUUUUUAAAAUACUUUAAUUCUAAAAUAUUUUUA
Messenger RNA from Cataglyphis hispanica, 1492 nucleotides. Its product is annotated as probable ribosome production factor 1. The record is from RefSeq and is a predicted model, not a curated record. The coding region runs from base 113 to 1150 and encodes 345 amino acids. Gene Ontology annotation, biological process: maturation of LSU-rRNA; maturation of 5.8S rRNA. Gene Ontology annotation, molecular function: rRNA primary transcript binding. The transcript has 3 exons. Gene Ontology annotation, cellular component: preribosome, large subunit precursor; nucleolus. NCBI's taxonomy places the organism in Eukaryota, Metazoa, Arthropoda, Insecta, Hymenoptera, Formicidae.